Molecule: messenger RNA, 543 nt
Organism: Aspergillus chevalieri
Lineage: Eukaryota; Fungi; Ascomycota; Eurotiomycetes; Eurotiales; Aspergillaceae
Exons: 3
Coding region: 1-543 (180 amino acids)
Source: RefSeq, a predicted model, not a curated record
AUGUCCUCCGCUGACGAAAUUUCCACCAACGACACCCAAUUCAUCAUCGAAUGUCUCAAGAGCCUCGAAGAAGACAGACUGAUCAACCUCAACAAAGUCGCCAAAACUCUGGGCUACAGCAACGUCUUCUCCGCUGGCAACCGUCUACGCAGCCUACGAAACCGCUAUGGCUUCGCCAACUUCGAGGGUAAAACGGUCACUGGCAAAACCGUUGCUGGCGAGACACCGGGAGCCCCAGCUCCAGCCCCAGUUCCACCAUCUAAGAGAGGCCGUCCUCGUGUAAAGAAAGUUGUUCCCAUCCCCAAGGGUGAUAUCGCUGUCGAAGUUAUCAACAAGCGUAAGCGUGAAGAUGAUAACAACAAUAAUAACAGCAAUGAGGAGAACAACGACGACGUCUUUAAGAAAACCACUCGUCGCGGUCGCAAGCCCGCCUCUACCGCUACCACUACAGUCACUGAUAGCGAAGGUACAACCAACGGUCACGUCCACGGUCUAGGCGGAGAUGACAAGAACGGACAGGAGGCUGCUGGAAACGCCGAGUAG